Carassius gibelio (silver crucian carp) is the source of this 3547-nucleotide messenger RNA. RefSeq names its product gastrula zinc finger protein XlCGF26.1. The transcript is spliced from 3 exons. The record is from RefSeq and is a predicted model, not a curated record. The coding region runs from base 144 to 1808 and encodes 554 amino acids. Gene Ontology annotation, molecular function: DNA-binding transcription factor activity, RNA polymerase II-specific; RNA polymerase II cis-regulatory region sequence-specific DNA binding. NCBI's taxonomy places the organism in Eukaryota, Metazoa, Chordata, Actinopteri, Cypriniformes, Cyprinidae. Gene Ontology annotation, biological process: regulation of DNA-templated transcription.
CUUUUAUUUUGGUCUUAUGUUGUGACGUCAUAAGACUGCGCCACUCUCUUGCAUUUGCAGCUGAAGAAAGAAGAAAGUGUCCGAACACACAGAAAAACUAUUGGUCUAAUCAUCUGAGAUCAACUUGACACAUUGUUAUAAAGAUGGAGUUUAUUAAAGAGGAGAGUGAAGACAUGAAGAUUGAAGCAUUCAGAGUCAAAGAUGAAGAUACUGAGGAACAAACAAAGAUGGAGUUUAUUAUAGAGGAGAGUGAAGAAACAUCCAGACUCAAACAUGAAGAAGAUACUGAGGAACCAACAAAGAUGGAGUUUAUUAAAGAGGAGAGUGAAGACAUGAAGAUUGAAGAAACAUUCAGAGUCAAACAUGAAGAUACUGAGAAACAAACAAAGAUGGAGUUUAUUAAAGAGGAGAGUGAAGAAACAUUCAGAGUCAAACAUAAAGAUACUGAGAAACAAACAAAGAUGGAGUUUAUUAAAGAGGAGAGUGAAGACAUGAAGAUUGAAGUCAAACAUGAAGAUACUGAGGAACAAACAGACCUGAUGGCACUGAAGGAAGAGAGGCAAGAACUUACAGAGAUAGAAGAGAAAAAUGAAUAUACGCAAUGUGAUUUAAUGACUGUGGGAAAAUCCAUACACACUAAAACAACUUCAUCACGAAAAAAAGUUCAGAGGACCAAAUCAAACGUUUCCUUCACCUGCCAUCAAUGUGGAAAGUGUUUCGGUAGAAGAUAUAACUUUGAAAACCACAUGAAAAUUCACACUGGAGAAAAGCCUUUCACAUGCCAACAGUGUGGAAAGAGUUUUAGAGAGAAAGGUGGCCUUAAUUCCCACAUGAAGCGUCACAUUGGAGGGAAGCUAUUCACAUGUGAUCAUUGUGGAUUGGGCUUCAGAAAAAAAGUAACCCUUAAUUUUCACACAAAGAGCGAACACUCAGGAGAGGAUGGCUUUAAAUGUCAUUGGUGUGGAGAGAACUUCAGUUGUAAAGUAAGCCUCAAAACUCAUACGGGACUUCACACUGGAGAGAAGCCUUUUAACUGCACACUGUGUGGAAAGACCUUCUCAUACAAAGGACAUCUUACGGGUCACAUGAUUGUUCACACUGGAGAGAAGUUGUUUCCAUGUGAUCAGUGUGGAAAGUGUUUAAAACAUAAAUCAAGCCUUGAUUUUCACAUGAAAAGACACGCUGGAGAGAAACCCUUUAACUGCAAACUCUGUGAGAAGAGCUUCUCACAAAAAGGACAUCUUACGGGUCACAUGAAAACUCACACAGGAGAGAAGCCUUUUGUGUGCGCUCAGUGUGGAGAAUGUUUUACACAUGAAAUGGCCCUUGCUAAUCACACGAGGCUUCACUCAGAAGAGAAGUCUUUUAAUGGUGAUCAGUGUGGAGAGGGAUUCCCAGACAAGAGACACCGAAACUCGGAUGAAAAAUGCAUUCGUUCAGUUCAUUCUCGAGAGUCAUCUUUCACAUGCCAUGACUGUGGAAAGAGUUUCAGAUUUAAAGCAAACCUCAAGGUUCACAUGAGAAUCCACUCUGGAGAGAAACCCUUCGCCUGCACUAACUGUGGAAAGAGUUUCAGUCAGAACAUAAGCCUUAAGAAUCACAGGAGGAUUCACACUGGAGAGAAACCUUUUACCUGCAACGUGUGUGGGAAUACCUUCGCAUAUAAAUCACAAUAUAAUUGCCACAUGAGAACUCAUACUGGAGAGAAGCCUUUUACCUGCAAAGUGUGUGGGAAGAGCCUCUCACGCAAAGCAGCUCUUAAGGAUCACAUGGACAUUUUACACUGGAGAGAAGCCGUUUCCAUGUGAUCAGUGUGGAAAGUGUUUCAGACGUAAAGCAGCCCUUAACUCACACAUGAAAUGUCACACUGGAGAGGGUCCGAAUACCUGCAAACGGUGAGAAGAGCUUCACAAGUAAAUCAACCCUUAAUGCCCACAUUAGAAAUCACACAGGAGAGAAGCCCUUUAACUGCAAACUGUGUGAGAAGAGCUUCACACCAAAGGGAAAUCUUAAGAUUCACAUGAGGCUUCGCGCUGAAGAGAAACAUUUACUUGUCUUCAGUGAGAACCUUUACAUAUCAACAAGACCUGAAACGACAUUUGCAAACACAUUCUGGAAAGAAACAAAAGUCCUCUGCAGAUAUAGUAUGAAAAAUAAAAAACACGAUUGCUCUGGAGUCAUGAAGAUGUGGACAAUAUUUGUGUUCUUAUUGAGGAAAAUGUUUUAAAUGGCUCAGUCACUUAAAAUGGCAGCAGAAAGUGUGAAACUAAAGCUAUGUUCUCACCACAGCCGAAAAUGACCCAAAUCUGAGCACCCACCUUCAUGACCAUUUACAUUUUUCACCUCUUUAUGAGUCUGAAUUUUUUUUGUCUUAUACUUAUGAACUGCUGUGAACACACCUGACCAUCUACUUUGUCAUAGUCUAGUUGUUCUCAAAAUUUUGGUUUGUUCCCAGACACAACUUUGUGAAUAUGAAAUUCAUUUUUGAAACUGUACUGGAUUUUACAUUCACCACUUUUUUAAGGCCUUUAUGGGCUUUCUUUUUGUAUUAAUAGGCCUUUUUUUACACUAUGUAAGGAACAUAUUAUAAAAUGACUAUAGCUGUCCAAAUGCCAAUGUUCAACAUUUUUUGAUAAUUAUUGACCUAGUCAGUCUAGAGAAUUGUACUGCAGUGGUUUUAUUGAUCUUCAGCCAAAACUCAUGGACUAGUUUACAAAAGUAUUUUUUUUUUAAUCUUGAAUAUUUAAUUAAAACUUUUAUUGACAACAUUGUUCCAAGGAGCAAAGUGUUUCAGAAUGAGGAGAUCUAUCAUAUUAUAUGGAGAUCUAAAGUUUGUGUGAAUAUAUGAAAAUUUUCAACCUAUUUGAGGCCACUUACCAUAUAAAUCUUGUGUUUUUGUGGCAUUUUUAACUGUUACCGCGCCAUCUGUGGUCCGAUCUCUAUGAUACUUUGCAAAAUUGUUAAGAGUCCUCUCAGAAAUGUUUUCACCAGUUUUCCUAAAGUGUUGAGCUUUUGUUUAGGUUUUAUAAGCUUUUGGGUAUUGUAGCCACACCUCUUUAAAUAUUAACCUGUUAUAGCUAACCAAAGGAAUUUUUUUUUAUAAUUGUUGAUCUAGAGAGUCCAGAGAAUAUUACUGCAGUGGUUUAAUUGAGAUUAAGCAAAAAACCUAGGACAAGUUUGCAAAAGUAGGUUUUUAAUACAUUUGUGAAUAUUUAAUGAACAAUGUGAUUGACAGCCUUAGUUCCCGAGGCAAAGUUGUUCAGAAUGAGGAGAUCUAGCAUAUGAUAUGAAGAUCUAGUGUUUGUGUGAAUAUAUGAAUAUGUUCGAUAAUUUCAGGUCAUUUUCUUUUUUAUCUGUUAUUUCUAUGACCAUUUUCCAACAGUUUUAUGCAAAUCAUAUGUAUGAAUGUAAACAGAACACAAAACCAAAGCAAAAAUCCUGCACACACUUGAAGCAUUAAGUAAAAAUAUAUCAAAUCAGGCAAUAGGAGGGUCGUCCAAAUAUACUUGUUAUAAUAAUGAAUAAAAAGUUGCCAAAUUGAGUAAAA